Molecule: messenger RNA, 1530 nt
Organism: Symbiodinium sp. CCMP2592
Lineage: Eukaryota; Dinophyceae; Suessiales; Symbiodiniaceae
Source: the annotation of a GenBank genome assembly
AUGAUUCCAGGCACUUUGAGGCAGUGGCUGGAUGGCUGGGGGUCCGGCUUUCAGAGUGCCACCGAUGCCAGCAUCGGUGCGACUCAUGCCCGUUUUGGUCUCGGGGCGGCCAAGCUUCCACAAAGAUUGUUGGUGGGAACUGAUUGCAGUGGCAUUGAUGCACCGAUCCAUGGCCUUAGGGAGCUCGGCAUCCCGCACCAGCAUUUGUUUGGGAGUGAGGUGGCUGCUGGUCCUCGGUCGGUUAUCGAGGCUAAUACCAAGCCCUCGGUAUUGUUCCACAGUGUCCUGGAUGCUGACAAGGCUCAAAUAUUCUAUGGGGUCGUUGCACGCAUCCAACUUGUGCGGCCCUCGUGCUUCGUGCUGGAGAAUGUGUCAGGCAUCAAGCGUGUUUCUGCAAAGGUUCUGGCGGCACUCAGGUCCACAGGCUAUCAUGUCGAAAUGAUUUUGAUGAACCCUGCCGAGCUACAGGAGCCCAUCCAGAGGCCUAGGUACUACUUCAUCGGGGUCCGGCAAGAUGUGAGCCUCAUCUCGCCAAAGGACAUGUCGUGCUGGCUUCGUGAGGCUUGGGCGGAAGUCCAGGAUUCAGUUGCUUCCGGAGACGCAGUCGAUCUUUUGGAUAGACUGCUACCGGCGAGCCACCCUGCUGUGGCACAGUACCAGGAAAGCCGCAAACGGAAGUGGUCGCAAGCUUCCAACCGUGGGUUCCCAGGCUCCCAGGCUCCAGGCUCCCAUGCUCCAAAGUGGAAAGAAUUGCACAAGAUGUGCAAAGCUUCAAUGCAGCAGGGCAGCCGGUUGAAGAGUGAGAGUCGGAGGCCUUGCACUGAGAGCGGAGUCGCCUGCUGCGCAGACACGUUGUUCCUGCAUUUGCCGCGUGAGCGUGAUGCCUGGGACAUCAUUUGCACAAAGCAUGCAGGCAGUCAGGAGCUUGUCGCGGAUGUAUCCCAGAAUGUGAACCGAGCCCGUGUGCGGACCGAUGGCUCCCUGCCUACUGUUACACCUGGGGCCGUAUUGGUAUCCGCACGAGCUGGAAGGAUCAUUAGCCCGCUUGAAAAAGUCAUGCUGCACGGUUUUCCAAUUCACCGUAUGGUUUUUCCCAGCAGAGUGACCGACAAGGAGCUCGCCAGCAUGGGCGGCAACACGAUGCAUGUGCAGAUUGUGGCCGUGGCAAUGAAGUUUGCGCUUGCGCUGGUAAACUGGAGCCUGCCCAAAGCUUCCCGGCCGACAGCCUUGUGCAGCACGGUUGCUGCACCAAGCAUAACUGCUUCAGUUGUGCUCGGCGCAGCAGCGAAAUGCCGCAAGCGCCAUGGCAAGCCACGGAAGGCUCCCAAGGCGCCCAAGGCUGCAUCGGCGCAGAAGGCUCCAAAGGCACCAAAGGCUCCAAAGGCUCUAAAGGCUCAGAAGGCUGAAGGCAUGUCAGCUUUGGCAAAGCGUUGGCAGAAAGUCGUGAGACCGCAGUCAGCAAAGAAGUGCUCGAGGAAGGGUGCCACAGCCCCAUUAGCGUGCCGUCUUGCCCAUCGCUGGGCAAAGUAG